AUGGCUGCAUUGCGCAUUCAAGCCUGUAUCAGUCAAUAUCAGACAGAGGCUGCCGAGAACGAUGUUCCUUUGGCUCGGAUAAUCUACUUUAAAGCCGGAAUCCAAUGGGAGAUCACUAGUGGCGUUGAGGACAAUGGUUUCAUCCUUCCGGAGCAGCUGGACAGCACCCCGGCUCCAUCACUGGUGGGACUGAAGUGGAUUAGGGAAUGCCUGGUGUCGUUGAUUCAGGACCAUCAGGAGGGCAUCCGUGAUAAGAUGGUGGAGAUUGAUAUAUCUUUGACUCAAUGUCGAGUUCCGGGUAUCACAUUCUGCGUACUGGGCAUGGAGCACCAAGGUAUCAAGUUCAGUGUAUCAAGUUCCGGGUACCGAGCAUCGACCAUUGAGUUCCAGGUAUCGACCAUUGAGGUCUGGGCAUCAAGUGCCGGGUGUCGAGUACUGACCACCGAACAGUAUCGAGUACUGAGUACCGAGCUCCAGGCUCCGGGUUCUGGGUGUGCGAUCCGGGUGCUGAAUGCCAAGUGCCGGGCAUUGACUACCGAGCUCCGAGUUCCGGGCCUCAAGUACCGAGUGUCGAGUACCGAAACCCAGCAUACACAUUUUGUAAAUUGGACAAAUCACCAUACUGAGUCCCGAGUCCCGAGUACCGAGUACCAAGCUCCAGGUUCCGGGUUCUGGGUGUUGAGUACCGAACACCGUAUACCGAUUACCGACUUCUGGGUGUGCAAUCCGGGUGCCGAGUGCCAAGUGCUGGGCAUUGACUACUGA
Messenger RNA from Suillus paluster, 765 nucleotides. RefSeq lists its product as uncharacterized. The coding region runs from base 1 to 765 and encodes 254 amino acids. The transcript has 5 exons. Lineage: Eukaryota; Fungi; Basidiomycota; Agaricomycetes; Boletales; Suillaceae. The record is from RefSeq and is a predicted model, not a curated record.